Molecule: messenger RNA, 816 nt
Organism: Paramecium pentaurelia
Lineage: Eukaryota; Ciliophora; Oligohymenophorea; Peniculida; Parameciidae
Source: the annotation of a GenBank genome assembly
AUGAAGAAGUUAGAAUAGGUGAAUACAUAUCUAAACAAAUUUGAUGAAACUAUUCUAAAAUUACUUAAAGAGUCUAACAUAAACACUAUUAAAAGAACAUAACCAAAAUCUAUUAUAAAUUCAGAUGAACCUACAAAAUAGUAGGAUGAGAUUAUAAACAAUUAUCAAUAUACACCUGUUUCAAAUUUAGAAAAUUCUUAAUUAAAAAAGUCUGAUUUUAUAGAAAAUACUAAUUCUUAUAGAAUUUGUAGAAGUAGACAAUAAAUAAAAACAUAAACAUUUGAAAAAUUUUAACCAUAACAAUAAUCAAUUGUUGUUAAUAGUCCAAUAAAUUCAGGAAUGUCUUCACCAAAUUAAGCAAAUACAUCAAUCAAUAUUGUAGAAAGAUUAAAAACUAUUGAAUAGCAUUAUGGAAAUAAAAUUAAAAUAUUGGAAGAAGAAAACACUCAAUUAAGAAAGUAUAUCUUCAAAUAAAUUCAGAACCUCUUAAAAUGAUAAGGUCUAAUUAUAAUCAUUAGAGUCAUAAGUGUAAAGAUUAGAAAGUGAUCUAAAAGAAUAAUAAAAAUUAUUUUAAGAUAUCCUUUAAAAGUAGUUAAAAGAUUAAAAAUAAUAAAUGUGUAUAAUUAUAAUUCAUUAUUUAUAGAAUUUGAAUUGGAAGAAUAAGAAACAAGAUUAAAAAGAUAAUUUGAGAGAUAAAUAUCAAGAAAGGAUUAAAAAAUUUAAGAAUUAGAAUAAUGGUAAUAAAAGAAAAGAUCACAUCAUACUGAUAGUAAUAAUUCAAAUUUACUAUUUACAUUCAAAACACAUGAUCAUUGA